Lagopus leucura (white-tailed ptarmigan) is the source of this 266-nucleotide messenger RNA. RefSeq names its product eukaryotic initiation factor 4A-I-like. The record is from RefSeq and is a predicted model, not a curated record. The transcript is spliced from 2 exons. NCBI's taxonomy places the organism in Eukaryota, Metazoa, Chordata, Aves, Galliformes, Phasianidae. The annotation marks the transcript as partial. Gene Ontology annotation, molecular function: RNA helicase activity.
AGGGUUGAAGGCCUCACGCGGUGUUUCCCGCUCAGCCCCCGCGAUAAUGGACCCGAGGGGAUGGACCCCGACGGCGUCAUCGAGAGCAACUGGAACGAGAUCGUGGACAGCUUUGACGACAUGAACCUGUCGGAGGCGCUGCUGCGCGGCAUCUACGCCUACGGCUUCGAGAAGCCCUCGGCCAUCCAGCAGCGCGCCAUCCUGCCCUGCAUCAAAGGUCCGGCGCCGCACAACGGCCCCAAACCGCCCCAAAACGGCCACAGAUG